CUCAUUGAAUUAAGUGAGACUUACUUCUGAGUCAACGUGGCUAGGAUCUUCUUGUUGGAAGCGUCAUUGUAAUGCAGAUAUAUGUGUGUCAACAUUCUUUACAAAGAAUGUUCUUUGUAAUGUUCUUUACAUAUUCAUUUCAGGUCUUAGUGUUUUCUUGCUGAGAAGUCCCUUCUAGGUGUAGAGUCCUUAGCUUAUGUUCUCUAAAGGGAGGCCCAAAUCCAGCUCUUUCUGAAGUCAGUAGGAGCUGCGGAUGUUCUGAUCCUUUAAAAAAAGUUCUUUUCACUGAACUGCCUACAUGUAAAUCUUAGCCUGCUUCUAGAAGCCUGUCUUAAAGGUGGUUGUGCAGAAAUUUUUUUUGUUUCCUUUGUUGUCACUCAGCUAAUUUUGUGACUAUCUGAGAUUACUUCCAUUGUACCAUGAAUGUUGUAUGUAAAAUCAGCCUUGUUUUACCAGUUAGCAGAUCAAUGUCUUCAUAUGUGUGGUAGAAUUUCCUCUGGAAUGUCUUGCAGAAUCCUUUCAUCCCGUUCCUAGAUAGGUUUAGUCAGAAAUAAGUUCCACUAAUUCCAGUGGGAUUUGUUUGCAGAUGGACUAAGAACAGAUCUCUCUGACUCAAGACGAAAUGAAUGCAUCGUUGCUACUGCUACGGUUUCCUUAUUACUGUUUCCAUAGGACUCUUAGGAAAACUUCUUUGAAUAGUUUCUGCCUGCUCUCCAACCCUGGAUCUGCUUUUCCAUAUGGGUACCAGGUUAAUUCAGUACAACUACGUUGUUCAAGAAGGAUGGUGUCUUCAAAGGGCUUGAGGAUGGGCCCGUAUUGUCCUGCAACAUUAAAACAGCAGACCCAGGCACUCUCUGAUAAGGAGCAAAGGCUUCUAGACAAAUUGUACAGUGGACUUAUCCAAGGACACAGAGCUUGCUUGGCAGAAGCCAUUACACUCAUAGAAUCCACACACAGCAGAAAAAAAGAGCUUGCUCAGGUGCUCCUUCAGAAGGUACUAUCCUACCACAGAGAACAAGAACAGUUAAAUAAAGGAAAACCACUUGCCUUUAGAAUGGGAUUGUCUGGCCCCCCUGGUGCUGGAAAAUCAACAUUUAUUGAAUGCUUUGGGAAAAUGCUCACAGAAAGAGGACACAAAGUGUCUGUCUUGGCAGUGGACCCUUCUUCUAGUACUAGUGGUGGUUCACUCCUGGGUGAUAAAACACGAAUGACUGAGUUGUCAAGAGAUAUGAAUGCUUACAUCAGGCCAUCUCCAACUAGAGGAACGCUAGGUGGUGUGACUCGGACCACAAAUGAAGCCAUUCUACUGUGUGAAGGAGGAGGGUAUGACAUCGUUCUUGUAGAAACAGUAGGUGUGGGGCAGUCAGAAUUUGCUGUUGCUGAUAUGGUUGAUAUGUUUGUAUUGCUGCUGCCACCAGCAGGAGGCGAUGAGUUGCAGGGUAUCAAGCGAGGUAUAAUUGAGAUGGCUGACCUUGUGGCUGUGACGAAAGCUGACGGAGAUUUAGUUGUGCCGGCACGGAGAAUUCAAGCAGAAUACGUCAGUGCUAUGAAAUUACUUCGUAAACGCUCAAAGGUUUGGAGACCAAAGGUAAUUCGGAUCUCUGCCAAAACUGGGGAAGGCAUCUCUGACCUGUGGGAUAAGGUGACAGAAUUCCGAGACCUCAUGUUUACAAGUGGUGAGUUGAUCACCAAACGACAGAGACAGCAAAAAGUGUGGAUGUGGAAUGUAAUCCAAGAAAGUAUGCUGGACCAUUUCCGGAGUCAUUUGGCAGUGAGAGAUCAGAUUCCGCUUCUGGAAAAAAAGGUUGUAAGUGGGAUACUAUCUCCAGGGCUGGCUGCAGACCUAUUGCUCAAAGCUUUUAAAGAGACGUCUUAACAUUCACCUGCAUCUGUGACAGCAUUUAUAUCAAAUCUAUGAACAUUAAAAACAAAUUUUGAAAGCA
This is a messenger RNA of Hemicordylus capensis (graceful crag lizard), 1943 nucleotides long. RefSeq names its product metabolism of cobalamin associated A (gene MMAA). Lineage: Eukaryota; Metazoa; Chordata; Lepidosauria; Squamata; Cordylidae. Gene Ontology annotation, cellular component: cytoplasm. Bases 623 to 1876 code for a protein of 417 amino acids. The transcript is spliced from 7 exons. The record is from RefSeq and is a predicted model, not a curated record. Gene Ontology annotation, molecular function: GTP binding; GTPase activity.